Molecule: messenger RNA, 990 nt
Organism: Capronia coronata CBS 617.96
Lineage: Eukaryota; Fungi; Ascomycota; Eurotiomycetes; Chaetothyriales; Herpotrichiellaceae
Product: alcohol dehydrogenase
Exons: 5
Coding region: 1-990 (329 amino acids)
Cellular component (GO): cytosol
Molecular function (GO): aldose reductase (NADPH) activity
Source: RefSeq, a predicted model, not a curated record
AUGGUUGUACCAAAUAUCACCCUCAAGCCUUCGGGGCAAAAGGUGGCCCAGGUUGGGUUCGGGCUCUGGAAGGUACCAAACGACAGCACAUCCGAUGUUGUGUACAAUGCUAUCAAAACAGGCUAUCGUCACUUUGACGGAGCCUGCGACUAUGGCAACGAGAAAGAAGCAGGCGAGGGGAUUCGGCGGGCAAUCAAAGAUGGUCUAGUCAAGAGAGAAGACAUCUUCGUGACCACGAAACUCUGGGCAACCUUCCAUUCUCCCGAGCACGUUGAACAGGCAGCAAAGAAGCAACUCGGGGACUGGGGCCUCGAAUAUUUCGACCUCUACCUCAUCCACUUCCCACUGCCACUCCAAUAUGUGGAUCCUGCAGAGCGCUACCCACCUGGUUGGUCGAUUGCUGCAGACAAAUGGGAGACCAAAACGGCCAAUAUCCCUCUGGCUACGACUUGGAAGGCAAUGGAAUCCCUUGUCGACGCCGGUCUGGUGAAGAACAUUGGCCUCUGUAACUGCCAGGGUGGCCUGUUAUUGGACCUGCUGCGCUCUGCAAGGAUUCCUCCAGCCAUGCUUCAGAUCGAGCAUCAUCCUUAUCUCGUUCAGCCCCAGCUGUUGGACUUGUGCAAAGACCUUGGCAUUGCUGUGACGGCUUACUCCAGCUUUGGCCCUCUGAGUUAUCGAGACCUUCAGACUCCCAAAGCCCUUGGGACUGCUCUGCUGUUUGAGAACGAUGUUAUCACAUCCACAGCCAAGAAACAUCGCAAAAGCCCAGCUCAGAUUUUGCUCAAGUGGGCGGUGCAACGAGGUGUCAUCGUGAUCCCAAAGUCGGCCGAUACGAAGCGCCAGACAGAAAACAUGGACGUUUUCUCCUUCGACCUCUCGUCCGAGGAACUGAGCGCUAUCAGUUCGUUGGAUAAAGGCCUGAGAUUCAACGAUCCUGUAAGUGUCACCUGUGGCAUUGUCAUUGUUUCUGGUGCCCUCGAGAUUGGCUGA